UUAUUAUUCCAAAAUUUCCAAAUCCUUCUUCUUCUUCUUCUUCUUCUUCUUUUGACGAUUAUCUCCGUGAGUCCCUCAAGAAACAUGUGGAUAUGGGUCUGCGUCAGAUAAACAAAAAGAGUCAGCUUUCUUCUAGAAGAUUAUCAUUAUUAUUAUUAUUUUUCAUUUAUGAUUAUGCUCUUCUUCACCGGGAAGAUAAGUGGUUUACUAAUUGUAUUCUCGUUUCGCGAGUAUUCAUCAUUCUUGGGUUGUUUUGAUGGUUUACGAUGAAUCUCAUUUAAGUACUACUCAAAUUUCUUUCGUACACUUUUUAGAGAUUCUUCUGGCAAAUUUAUAUAUCAAAGUCUCAAGAAUCAUCAACGUUCACUUUUCAGAAGCCCUUCUUCAGUUCAAGAAGCAGCUCAAAGACCCCCUCAACUUUCUCGAUUCGUGGCGAGCCUCCGAUCAAGAAACGCCUUGUCGGUUUUUCGGAGUCAAGUGCGAUCCGGUUUCCGGGAAAGUUACCGAAAUCAAUCUCGACAGCAAGAACCUUUCCGGUCAGAUUUCGCCUUCUGUGUCUGUCCUUGAGAGCUUGACUGUGCUCUCAUUGCCCUCAAAUCACAUUUCAGGAAAACUGCCUUAUCAACUGAGCAAAUGUACCAAUCUUAGGGUGUUGAAUUUAAGUGAUAAUCACAUGACUGGACGAAUCCCUGAUCUUUCCAUGCUUAAGAAUUUGGAGAUUUUUGAUCUUUCCAUAAACUACUUCUCUGGAGGUUUUCCCAGUUGGGUUGGGAAUCUGACGGGCCUGGUCGGGCUGGGACUUGGGGAGAACGAGUACGAUGAAGGACAGAUUCCGGAGACUAUUGGGAAUUUGAAGAACUUGAUUUGGCUGUAUCUUGCGGAUUCCCAUUUGAGAGGGGAGAUCCCCGAAUCGAUUUUCGAGCUUAUGGCGUUGGGAACGUUGGAUAUUUCGAGGAAUACGAUCUCCGGGAAGCUCUCCAAGUCGAUUUCUAAAAUGCAAAGCCUUUUUAAGAUUGAGUUUUUCCACAACAACCUGACAGGAGAAAUACCUGUAGAGCUCGCGGAACUCACUGGUCUGCGGGAGUUUGAUGUUUCUGUAAACAAGUUGUAUGGUACAUUGCCUCCAGAGAUCGGAAACCUGAAGAAUCUGACGGUUUUCCAGCUAUACGAAAACGAUCUCUCCGGAUAUUUCCCUGCAGGGUUUGGUGAUAUGCAACAUCUUAAUGGGUUCUCAAUCUAUGGAAACCGUUUUUCAGGUGAUUUCCCCGCCAAUUUCGGCCGGUUCUCUCCAUUGGAAAGCAUCGACAUAUCUGAGAAUCAGUUUUCAGGUGCUUUUCCGAAGUUUCUAUGCGAGAAAAGAAAGCUGAAGUUCUUACUUGCACUGCAAAACAGUUUUUCCGGAGAGUUGGCAGAAUCUUAUGGUAAUUGUAAAACCCUGGAGAGGGUUAGAAUCAAUAAGAACCGUUUGUCUGGAAAAAUCCCAGAUGGAUUUUGGGAACUUCCUUUCGCGAAAAUGAUUGAUUUGGGUGAUAAUGAUUUCAGUGGAGGGAUAUCUCCCAAUAUAGGCUUCUCUACCAGCUUGACUCAGUUGCUGUUGGGCAACAACAGCUUUUUGGGCCAUCUUCCGUUGGAGCUUGGAAAGCUUACAAACUUAGAAAGGCUCUACUUGAGUAGCAAUAACUUCUCUGGACAAAUUCCUGCAGAAAUUGGUGCUUUGAAGCAGCUUUCAUCUUUGCAGCUUGAGGAAAAUUCGUUAACAGGUUCAAUACCACCCGAACUCGGUAACUGCGUCAGGAUAGCGGACUUGAAUCUUGCUUCGAAUUCUUUGACCGGUGGUAUCCCGCGUACGCUUUCGCAGAUGAGCUCUCUGAACUCUCUAAACCUUUCUAGAAAUAAACUUACUGGUGUUAUUCCACAAGAUCUUGAGAAACUGAAACUGAGUUCUGUGGACUUUUCGGAAAACCAGUUCUUCGGAAGAGUUCCCUCGGAUCUUUUGACCAUGGGCGAGGACAAAGCCUUCCAAGGAAAUGAAGGACUCUGCAUUGAUCAGAACAUGAGGGCGCAUACGAAUUCUGCAAUGAGUACUUGUUCUAGCAAACCCGGUCAGAAGAGCCUUCUUCGACGUAAACUAGCUGCGUUCUGCACAAUAGCUUCUGCAUUGGUUGUUAUUCUAGCUGGUUUACUCUUCGUGAGCUAUAAGAACUUCAAGCAAGGUGAAACCGACGUGGACAGUAGCUUGGAAGAGGGGAAGGGAACGGAAGCAAAAUGGAAGCUCGCGUCUUUCAACCAAUUGGAAUUUGAGGCAGAGGAGAUAUGUGAUUUGGAAGAAGACAAUUUGAUUGGAAGAGGCAGCACAGGGAAAGUCUAUCGCUUAGAUUUGAAGAGAAAUGGGAGCACAGUGGCUGUGAAGCAGUUAUGGAAAGGAGAUGCUGUGAAAGUCUUGGCUGCUGAGAUGGAGAUUUUGGGAAAGAUCAGGCAUAUAAAUAUACUGAAGCUUUAUGCAUGUUUAAUGAAAGAAGGAUCUAGUUUCCUGGUGUUUGAGUACAUGGCCAACGGUAAUCUGUUUCAAGCGCUUCACAGCGAGAUCAAAUGUGGGAAUCCCGAAUUGGACUGGUGCCGAAGGUAUAGAAUUGCUUUGGGAGCUGCGAGGGGGAUCUCCUACUUACACCAUGAUUGUUUGCCCGCGAUUAUACAUAGGGAUAUAAAAUCAACCAACAUUCUCCUCGAUGAAGAGUAUGAGCCUAAAGUUGCUGAUUUUGGUGUUGCAAAGAUUGCUGCUCACAAGGGCUCUGAUUUUAGCUCUGUUGCUGGUACUCACGGUUACAUUGCUCCUGAGCUGGCUUACACUCUCAAAGUCACCGAAAAGUGCGAUGUUUACAGCUUUGGCGUGGUGCUGCUAGAACUAGUAACUGGUAGAAGACCAAUCGAAGACGAGUAUGGAGAAGGGAAAGACAUUGUUUACUGGGUUUCGACUCAUCUCAACAAUCUUGAAGACGUCAUGAAAGUUCUCGACUGUCGAGUGGCAUCUGAAGUUCUCCAAGAUGACAUGAUCAAGGUCCUUAAAAUUGCCGUUUCCUGCACCAAAAAACUUCCUACUCUUCGCCCGAGCAUGCGAGAGGUAGUCAAGAUGCUUGUUGAUGCUGAGCCUUGCACUCUCAAGUCUCAGGAUAACAAUUCGGAUCACAGUUCAGAUAACAGACAUGAUAAGAUGUUUUUCUAGUUAUUUCAUUUCUUUCCAUUUACUGCAGAAGGUAAUAUCUCAACAUUCACGGAAAUCCGAGCAAGUUUUUAAUCGAAUCAAGUUUCCCUCAGUUUGGUAUUCAGAAGGCUUUUAAUUCUGCCAUCUGAUCAUGGGAAGUGUCUUGCUUUGUAUGAUGGUCAUGUUGUAGAAAGCUAAAUCUUGUAAUUUUGACUUGAGGUUUGGCUGUUUUUGUGUAUAAGCAUUAUAUUAGAUAAGAAAACUGUUUUU
Morus notabilis is the source of this 3469-nucleotide messenger RNA. RefSeq names its product receptor protein-tyrosine kinase CEPR2. The record is from RefSeq and is a predicted model, not a curated record. Lineage: Eukaryota; Viridiplantae; Streptophyta; Magnoliopsida; Rosales; Moraceae. The transcript has 4 exons. Gene Ontology annotation, molecular function: receptor serine/threonine kinase binding; ATP binding; protein kinase activity. Gene Ontology annotation, cellular component: plasma membrane. Bases 257 to 3220 code for a protein of 987 amino acids. Gene Ontology annotation, biological process: protein phosphorylation; hormone-mediated signaling pathway.